UAUAGUACAGUGAUGUUUGUUAUAUACAAUACACAUGUAGGCACUCGAUGUGUAGUUUCUGCAUGUUGAUACUUGUUUUCAUUUGUUGAAUGGAAAUUCUUGUAAAAGAGGGACAAAAACAAGAGGAGAAGUAUGAAGGCAGUAAAAUAUCACAGUUUAUUCAGCAUGAUCUCACCGGUCCUUUCUUGGGGGAAAAGGUUAGAGACAUGCCUGUAGAUGCCAAAUCAACACAAAUAACUUUCCAAUUGUUUAUGCCAGGUUUCAUCUUCUAUAAUGUUGGGUGCCCCUUCACUCAACUGCUUGAAAAAGUUUUGUCAUUUCAGGUUAUUCUAGGUCACAGAAAACACUGACAGACAUGUGAUAUGUCAUAGCCCAGUGCUCUUGUGUGUCUGUCUGUCAUGAGAGAAAAUGUGGAUAAUCGUAUGCUAGGUACAAAGGACCAUUGUCGUACGCAUUGCAAUGAGAAGGAAAUCCAAAUUAUGUCUGUAAAGAACCUACAGUAUAUGCUCUGCUGCUAGGAUGAGUGUCUCUCAAGAGAGAGAGGAGGCUGCAGAUGACGUUGAUACACUCAGACCAGAGUCUGCAGCACACAGCUGUGGGACCAUGAAGAAUGCCAAAGACAUGGAUGAUCAUGGACAACCAAUACACUUUAAUGGAGGGCCAAACACACACAGACCUCCAUCUCCAGUGCCCAGCUGUGUGUCUCUGAAGAGUGAAGAGUCCAUGCCUGUGCCCCAGAACUUCAGUCAUGAACCACCAGAUCAUGACCGGAGUGAACCGAGGGUUGCUGCCAGGUGUGGAGUGUGUGAGCAGGUACUGAGGGACCCAGUCAUCACCACCUGUGGACACAGUUUCUGCAGGCAGUGCAUCAGCAGCUACUGGGAGCAGCCUGGGCUACCAGGAGACCAAGCCUGUCCCCAGUGUGGAGAGACAUGCAGAACUCAACCUCCUCUACAGCCUACUCUGGAUGAACACACAGAUAUGAGCACACAGGAUGCAGGCUUGAUCGAAAGCAGCACACACCUGCACACUGGACACACACUAGGCAGAAAGAGACAUCAAGGAGUCAUAGAGAAACAUAAAGCCAGUCUGAGGAGGAGAUUUGAGAACAUAUCUGAAGGUGUUAACAAUCCAAGGACUCAAGUAACCCUCAAAAAGAUCUACACAGAGGUUUACAUCACAGAGGGAGAGAGUGAAGGGGUGAAUAAUGAACACGAGAUUUGGCAAGUAGAAUUUGCAUCCAGAGCACAAACCACUGAAGAUACACCAAUCAACUGCAAUGAUAUCUUCAAACCUUUACCUGGACAGGAGAAGCACAUCAGAACUGUGAUGACCAAAGGUGUUGCUGGCAUUGGAAAAACUGUCUCAGUGCAAAAGUUCAUUCUUGACUGGACAGAUGGUGCCAAUCAGGAUAUAGAUUUUAUAUUUUCGUUUUCUUUCCGUGAGCUGAAUUUGAUAAGGGGUGAUAAAUAUAGUCUUCACAGUCUCCUGCUUGACUUCUACCCUCAGCUGAACAGGCUAAAUGAUUAUGAAGGAUACAAAGACUGUCCGAUUGUGUUCAUCUUUGAUGGUCUGGAUGAGAGUCGACUUUCUCUCAAUUUUCAGCCAAAGAUGUUUGUAUCUGAUAUUAAACAAGCAUCAUCAGUGGAUGUUCUGAUUACGAGUCUCAUUCAGGGAUCUCUGCUUCCCUCUUCACUCAUCUGGAUAACCUCACGACCAGCAGCAGCCAGUCAGAUUCCUGCUAAGUAUAUCGAUCAGGUGACAGAAGUACGAGGAUUCAAUGACCCACAGAAGGAAGAGUACUUCAGGAAGAGAAUCAGUGAUGAGAGUCAGGCCAACUGCAUAAUCUCACACAUAAAGACAUCCAAGAGUCUCCACAUCAUGUGCCACAUUCCAGUCUUCUGUUGGAUUGCAGCCACUGUACUUCAGCAGAUGCUAGAAAAGGAUAAAACCCAGGAAAUCCCCAAAACACUGACUGAGAUGUUCAUACACUUCCUACUCAUUCAGACAACCAAGAAGGAUCCAAAGUGUCAAAGUGAAAGACAGACAUAUAAAGACCUUCUGGAAUCACAGAAAGAAGUAAUACUGAACCUGGCAAAAUUGGCUUUCAAGAAUCUAGAGAAUGGCAAUGUGAUGUUUUACGGAAAAGAUCUGAUAGAGUGUGGCAUUGAUGUCAGUGAAGCCUCAGUGUACUCUGGCAUGUGCACUGAGAUCGUUAAAGAAGAAUCUGUGAUUCAUCAGAAGAAGGUCUACUGCUUUGUGCAUCUAAGCAUCCAGGAGUUUCUGGCAGCACUUCAUAUCUUUGUUUCCUACAAGUACCAGAUGGAGACUAUGGGGAUGUUUUUCUGCUUGGAGGACUCACUGAAGUUUGUAGUUACCAAAGUUCUGGAAAGCAGGAAUGGGCACUUGGAUCUUUUCCUUCGCUUCCUUAUGGGUAUAUCUGUGGAGAGCAAUCAGAUACUUUUGAAAGAUAUACUGAGCCACACACUCAACAGUUCAGAGACCAUCAGAGAAAUGUGCAAGUACAUCAAGGAUCUCAACUCACAAGACCUUUCUCCUGAAAGAUGCAUAAAUCUUUUCCAUUGUUUAUUGGAAAUGAAUGAUCAUAGCCUUCAUAAAGAAAUUCAGAGAUUCCUUAAAACACCCAAUAGUUUCAAACAGAAACUGUCUCCUGCCCACUGUUCAGCACUGGCCCACAUGCUUCUGAUGUCUGAGGAGGAGCUGGACGUCUUUGACCUGAAGAGAUACAACACGUCAGAUGAGGGACGCAGGCGACUGAUCCCAGCCCUGAUUUGCUUCAGAACAGCAAUGCUUGAUAGGUGUAAACUCAACCAGAUGUCCUGUGAAACAGUGAGGCGAUAUCUGCAGUCUGCCAACUCCCUCAUACAGCUGGAUCUGAGUUGCAAUGCCCUGGGAGAUUCUGGACUUCAGAUUAUUUCUGCAGGACUAACUAGUCCCCACUGUACAUUGAAAACAUUGAGACUUGGUGACUGUAAACUCAGUGGUGAAUCCUGCAAUACAUUAGCCUGUGUUCUACAGUCAGCAAACCCCCUGAUGGAGCUAGACCUGAGUCACAAUGACCUGGGAGAUUCUGGAAUCCAGCAUCUCUGUGAGGGACUAGCCAGUACUUGCUGUAAACUGCAAAUAUUAAGGCUGUCUGGUUGUCUCAUCUCAGAGAAAGGCUGUGGAUUUCUGGGUUCAGCUCUGAUUUCAAACCAAUCCAGUCUCAAAGAGCUGGACCUGAACUACAAUCAUCCUGGAGAAUCAGGACUGAAGCUUUUAUCUGCUAGACUGGAGGAUUCCCACUGCAAACUGGAGACACUUAAUAUGGACCACUGUGCUGAAAGCAGAUUUAGACCUGGUGUGCAAAAAUAUGCCUGUGAGCUCACAAUGGACCCAAACACAGCAGGCAGAGGAGUCCUUCUCUCUGAGCAGAAUAGAAAGGUGACCCGUAUGUCAGAGUCACAGCCAUAUCCUGACCACCCAGAGAGAUUUGACUGGUGGCUUCAGGUGUUGUGUAGAGAGGGUCUGUCUGGACGCUGCUACUGGGAGGCUGAGUGGAGUGGGGAUAAGUGUGAAAUAGCUGUGGCCUAUAAAAGCAUCAAGAGGAAAGGGUUGACAGAUGAAUGUAACCUGGGAGCAAAUGCCAAGUCCUGGGCUCUGAACUGCUCUGCUGACAAGCAUGUUGUUAGGCAUAGUGGUCAACCUGUAAAUGUCUCCUCCUCCCACUCCAACAGAAUAGGAGUCUACCUGGACUGGUUGGCUGGCACUCUGUCAUUCUACAGCGUCUCUGACUCACUCACCCACCUGCACACGUUCCAUUCCACAUUCACUGAGCCCCUCUAUCCAGGGUUUGCGGUGUGGCCAAAUACUUCAGUGUCCCUGUGCCAGAUCACAUGACCUCCUCAUGCUUCAGAAACAUCACUCCUAUUCAAAAGUAUGCUGCUCUGAUGGGAUGACUUGUAUUAAGCAUUAUCACACGAGUGGGAGUGGUGUUGUUGGCCAAUAUCGUCACGGCUGUGGUUCGCCGUAGGCACGAAGCAGAAGGCUGAGUGCCGUAGGUAACCACAGCUGUGGCGAUAUGGGCCAACAACACCACGACCACAAGUGUGAUAACGCUUUAUACAUCAGUUCUGUUGCCAACAAAUUUUUUUUUAGGAAGGAUAAUUUAUUAUUUGCCAUGGUUUUGUUUAGCCCAGUUCCUCCGCUAUGCGAAGUAGGCCUAGCUCAGAAUGUGUGUGCUUGAUAUACAGUACAACUGCUCAAUCAAAGAACAUGGAUACCUGUAUGCAAUUAAAACAUGUGUGUUAUGAGAUUCUGUAUAAUAUACAUUUUAUAAAAUAUUGUGCACCCUUCAGUUAUUUAAUGUAGCCUAUGAUUGUGUG
Sardina pilchardus (European sardine) is the source of this 4385-nucleotide messenger RNA. RefSeq names its product NACHT, LRR and PYD domains-containing protein 3-like. The transcript is spliced from 10 exons. The record is from RefSeq and is a predicted model, not a curated record. Gene Ontology annotation, biological process: intracellular signal transduction. Gene Ontology annotation, molecular function: protein binding. The coding region runs from base 520 to 3900 and encodes 1126 amino acids. NCBI's taxonomy places the organism in Eukaryota, Metazoa, Chordata, Actinopteri, Clupeiformes, Clupeidae.